UUUAUAAGAAUGAUUACUGUUAGUCGGUAGUUUAGCAAAUAUUUCAAAGUGUGAAGGAAAACAUGCCAUACAGGAAACUUUCUAUGAUCGAUGAGGAUGAUGAGAGUGAAUUGCUUUUGGAACAUGAUUUGCUUCUAAUUGAAAAUGAUAUAGUAGAGAAAAAUUGUGAAUUCAGUCUUGAUGAAUGUUUACAACAUGAUAGACAAAGAAAUAAUGCUCGGCAAAAGCUUAUUUAUGCUGCGAUUCUCAGUGUAACUUUCAUGGUGGUUGAGAUAAUCGGAGGUUACAUGGCUAAUAGUUUAGCAAUUAUGAGUGAUGCGGCUCACUUAAUCACUGAUAGUCUGACGUUUGUAGUAGGAGCUGUGGCAAUUAAGUGGGCGAGAAAAGGAGAAGAUUUCAAGAUGAGUUAUGGAUAUAAAAGGGUGGAAACUUAUUGCGCAGUGAUUUCUAUUUUCGGAAUUUGGAUUCUUACACUUUUCAUCCUUUAUUCUGCUUUUCAAAGGUUGGUGACCCUUGAUAGCUUUGAGAUUAAUACCAACACAAUGCUAAUAGUCUCUCUUCUUGGAAUCGUUGUUAAUAUUAUAAUGGCAAGCAUUCUUCACGGAGGAUUAAGCCUAUGUAACAUCUUCAAGCAUAGCCACUCACAUGACACAGAUUUAUUGAUUCAUCAUCGGAAAUUAAGAUCAAGCGGCGAUGAUGAAAUGAAACAACUUCAACAUGGAAUCGAAAGCAAGUCACAAGAUGAUUACAAAUCAGAAAAUAUUAAUGUGCAAGCGGCUUCUCUUCAUGUUCUCGGUGAUUUCAUUCAAAGUAUUGGCGUAGUUAUUGUUGCAGUAAUCAUAAAGAUUUAUCCUGAAGCUAAAAUUGCUGAUCCGUUAAUCACGCUUUUGUUCUCUAUCAUCGUGAUCCUCACGACUUUAAAGAUUUUCAAAAAUACGUCAAAGAUUUUACUUGAAGCAGUUCCUGACCAUGUUUCUUAUGAAAAUUUAUUAAAUGAUCUGCAAAGACUUGAUGGAGUCGAUUUCGUCCAUGAUUUGAGAGUUUGGAGUUUAUCGAAUGAUAUUCAUUUGACAAGCGCUCAUAUCGUCGUAAGAAACCUUGAUUUUUAUCACGAAACUCUUCAAAAUGCUACUAAAAUGUUGCGAUCGAACGGUAUUCAACAUGUAACAUUGCAAAUUGAGGUGAAAAGGUGAAGUUAAAUGUGAACGUCCAGAAUAUUUUUUGAAACUGUUGCAUGGUUUCCAAAACAUUUGUAGAGAUCUACGAGCAAAAUUCACCAUGAGUCGGGUGAAAAUUUAACAUUUAUUUUAAUUUAUGCAUAUUAAUGUUGAUAAUAAUAUUUUGUCUCGUGAAAUUAAUAAAUAUGAAAGAGCUGUGACCUCUUAUCUAUUUGAUCU
Clunio marinus is the source of this 1397-nucleotide messenger RNA. The record is from the annotation of a GenBank genome assembly. Lineage: Eukaryota; Metazoa; Arthropoda; Insecta; Diptera; Chironomidae.